UGUAAUUGCAAAACAGGCUUAAAUAUCAGUAAGAAUCACUUCUUUGGCAGAUUUUGUAUUUCCUGUUGAUGAUGAUAUAGAAAAAUAGGUAUUAUGAGUCAGAGUCUCUUUUACUGUGAUUUUACGAAGGCUGAUGAAUAUUUCUAUGUUGAAGGUUGAUUCAUCUGCUGAAGGCGCACCUGUUGAAGAGAAACUAGUGGAGUCUGUUUUAGCAACAUCGACCAAAGAUGAGACUGGGGCAGCAUGUGCAUUUUUGGAGGCCAAUAGCUGAAAUUAGUCAUGUCAAAGGUUGCUAAAUAUGUGGAAUGGCUUGAGGCCGUCAUCUCAAAAAGUUUUAUCGCUAGUUGCUGAGUUGAAAACACUUCAGAAGAAUAAUGAAACACUUGAGAAGGAUAAAGAACAUCUAAGGAUCAAUCUUCUUUCUGCUGAAGAGGAGGUCAAAUUUCUUUUCGAAGAAAACAAAGUGUUAGAUGAAGCUAACAAAAGAUUACUAAAGCAGUACCGCAAGGAAAGAAACAAUUCUGGUUCUGAUGGAAAGCAUACUGGUGUAUCAACGAAGUCAAACAAGCGAAAAUCUAGCUCUAAGGUGAUGAGCAGCAGCCCGAUUCAGGGGAAGAUCGAUUUCAGUGACCAAGAAUCAGCAAGACAACCUCUCUCACCCUUGCGUUGUAACUCCCCUAACUCAAGACUGUAUAAAAAGCAAUAGGAAACUUCCGAAAUAGUCUGAUG
Rosa rugosa (rugosa rose) is the source of this 729-nucleotide messenger RNA. RefSeq lists its product as uncharacterized. Bases 299 to 706 code for a protein of 135 amino acids. The record is from RefSeq and is a predicted model, not a curated record. NCBI's taxonomy places the organism in Eukaryota, Viridiplantae, Streptophyta, Magnoliopsida, Rosales, Rosaceae. The transcript has 4 exons.